Eruca vesicaria subsp. sativa (arugula) is the source of this 1581-nucleotide messenger RNA. Lineage: Eukaryota; Viridiplantae; Streptophyta; Magnoliopsida; Brassicales; Brassicaceae. The record is from the annotation of a GenBank genome assembly.
AUGGUGAGUCUCCUAUCCAAACCAAGCUUUUGUUAUCCAUCCAUAUCAUCUUCUUCCAUGAAAAAGAAGCCCAGACAUUAUGAACAGUUGAAGCAAAAACAAAUCCAAGACAACAACACCAAUGGAUUCACUUCCCUCUCUUUAACCAAACCAUCUCCCACUCCCAUCUUGGUCACAAAACACUCGAUUCAACGGACACCACUCGAAGCCUUAGACUCCGUCAUCACAGAACUCGAAACCUCUGCUCGAAAAGGCAUCAAAAUCACCGAACCAGAGAUCUUCGCUUCUCUCCUCGAGACAUGCUACACCUUGAGAUCCAUUAACCACGGCGUUAGAGUCCACCGCCUCAUACCUGCGUACCUCUUACGCAACAACCUCGGCGUUUCAUCAAAGCUCGUUAGAUUAUAUGCCUCCUGCGGCUACGCGGAGGUUGCACACGAGGUGUUCGAUCAAAUGUCUAAGAGAAAAUCAUCAGCUUUCGCUUGGAACUCUCUUAUCUCAGGCUACGCAGAAUCUAAUCAGUACGAAGACGCAAUGGCUAUCUACUUCCAGAUGGGUGAAGAUGGCGUUAAACCAGACCGGUUUACUUUCCCACGAGUCUUGAAAGCCUGUGGAGGAAUCGGUUCUAUUCAGAUUGGAGAAGCGAUUCACCGUGAUUUGGUUAAGGAAGGUUUUGGACAAGAUGUCUAUGUCUUCAAUGCUCUUGUUGAUAUGUAUGCUAAAUGCGGUGACAUUGUUAAAGCAAGGAAUGUUUUCGACAUGAUUCUUGACAAAGACUAUGUUUCUUGGAACUCAAUGUUGACUAGUUACCUUCAUCAUGGGUUGUUACAUGAGGCUAUGCACAUUUUUCGUUUGAUGGUUCGAAAUGGGGUUGAGCCUGAUAAGGUUGCUAUAUCUAGUGUUCUAUCUCGUGUUAUGUCUUUGAAACAUGGACGUCAGUUACAUGGAUGGGUGAUUAGACGAGGAAUGGAGUGUGAGUUAUCAGUUGCUAAUGCUUUGAUCGUUCUUUACUCCAAAAGAGGGCAACUAGACCAAGCCUGCUUCAUAUUUGAUCAGAUGUUCGAGAGAGAUAUUGUCUCUUGGAAUGCUAUUAUCUCUGCUCACUCUAAAGAUCCUAAUGGUUUGAAGUAUUUCGAGGAGAUGCAGCGUGCUAAUGUUAGACCUGAUGUUAUCACGUUUGUCUCGGUUCUAUCUCUCUGUGCUAAUACAGGAAUGGUGGAAGAUGGAGAGAGAAUAUUCUCUUUGAUGUCGAAAGAAUACGGGAUAGACCCGAGGAUGGAACACUAUGCUUGUAUGGUGAAUCUUUACGGAAGAGCAGGAAUGAUACAGGAGGCUUACUCAAUGAUUGUUCGAGAGAUGGAGUUUGAGGCUGGUCCAACUGUUUGGGGAGCUUUGUUAUACGCUUGUUACAUCCAUGGGAAUGCAGAUAUAGGGGAGGUUGCUGCGCAACGUCUUUUCGAGUUAGAACCUGAUAACGAACACAACUUCGAGCUGUUGAUGAGAAUUUAUAGCAAGGCAAAGAGGGUAGAAGAUGUUGAGAGAGUAAAGCAGAUGAUGGUAGAUCGAGGAUUGGAGACAUAG